CUCUUUGUCUCUCCCAGCUCUUUUUUAUUCCCUCGCUCAGACUCGACUUGCUGUAGUGAGUUCCUGUCCGCAACCUGUCUUUUUGCGUUGGAAUUUGAUCGUCCGGCAGUGUCUUCAUUUCUCAGACCCUGCCUUCAUUCCUCGGCCAUCCACCCCUCACGCCUCCUCAUACAGCUUCUCGCUCAAGUCUGCCUUUCGACCAUGGCGAGAUCCUCCUCCUACUCAGAUGCUCCCACACGGGACUCUGGAUAUCGCGAGCCCUAUGGCUACCCAACCUCAUCCGGGCGGGACUCGAGAUAUGACGUCGCUGAGUACUCUCUCAGACCGACCGCCAGAGGUAAAGACUCGUCCUCCUCCGCCAGGCAGCGCUCACGAUCCCGCUCCCGUGACGCCAAACCGUCCCGCGACACAAAGCACCGCAAGAAGCGACGCAGCGGCGGCGGAAGCGGAAGCAGCAGCUCCUCAUCGUCAAACGAGCCCCCAGCAGCCACCAAGGGAAACACCGUCGUGAGCUCAAACAGCAACGCGGCCUCCUUCACGCCGGCCGCCAUGUUCAGCAACCUCCAAAACGCCUUCCACGCCUUCCAGUCCAUCCCGAACCUCUCCACCUCAACCUUUGAAUUGGGCCCCCUCCCCGACACCCCCGUGACGAACCUCAUCAACCCAAAGAACCUCCACCCACCCCCCUCCCAGGCCGUCCUCCACGACCGCCUCGCCACGAACCUGCCCCGCCACAGCAACGUCUACCUCAUCCUCCUCGUCGGCACCCUCCUGGCGACCCACUGGCUCGUCCUCGCCGCCCUCUUCGGCGUCGUCAAAUUCGGCUUCUUCAUCCAGUCCUACAACGGCCGCGACCUCGCCCGCGACCUCGGCGUCAGGAAGUACGCCUCCACCCAGAGCAUCAUGUCCGGCUUCACCGCCUUGGCUGCCAUCGUCGGCCUGUGGGCCUUUUCCUCGCUGUUCGGCGUCGUCUUCACCCUCGCCAAGGUCGCCGGCCUCGUCCUCGUGCACGCCGCAUGCUUCGACGUAUCAGCGGCAGGCGGCGGUCGGCCGACCGGAGCUGCUGCUGCUGCUUCAGCACCUUCACCCGUGCCAAGCCAAGGGUUCCUGAGACCGCCUGCGGUGCCCGCGGGUUGGGGCCUGGUCUCACGGGAGGUGACGAACGUGGCACAGCUUAGAUCUGCGAGCGAGGGCCAGCUCAGGUCCGCCAGCGAGGGGAACCUUAGCGGCGGCGGCGGCGGCGGCGCACCACCAUACCCGAGCGGGAAUGGAUGGUACGCGGGCGAGGGGUACACUGGGCCCCCGACGCCAGAGACGUACGCCGAGAUGCCGCGGACGCCGCGAUCCUUUGAGGCAUAUGCUCCCGGUCCCCGAAGGGAGGAGCACGAUGCCGGGGAUCUGGCGUAUGGGUAUUACGAGUCUGCUCGGCCUCAGAGUUAUGCAUCGGGCAGGUCGCACUAA
Molecule: messenger RNA, 1461 nt
Organism: Colletotrichum scovillei
Lineage: Eukaryota; Fungi; Ascomycota; Sordariomycetes; Glomerellales; Glomerellaceae
Exons: 1
Coding region: 202-1461 (419 amino acids)
Source: RefSeq, a predicted model, not a curated record